AUGCUGGGAAGACCGAAAUCUGCGGCGGCAGAGAGCAAGAGCGGCAAGACCACGCCGCCGACGCCCAAGGGCGGCAGCAGGCCGAGCAAGCCGGGGGCCGCCAAGCCGGCCAAUGGCACUCCGCCGCAGGCGCCGCGCGCCGCCGACAGGUCCCCUGGUUCGGCGGACAAGCCGCCGUCAGGCGACCGCCGCACACCCAAGGUCUUCGCCCGCCUCAGCACGCCGCCUGCAGAGAAGCAAAGCAGCGCCGUGAAGCAGUCUCACGAACUGCAGGCGCAGCUCGCCGCGGUUCAGGAGGAGCUGAAGAGGGCAAAGGAGCAGCUGGCGGAGAAGGAGAACGAGAAGGUCCAGGCACUUGAGGAGCUGGAGGAUGCCAAGCGGCUGGCCGACGAGGCCAAUGCGAACCUGCUGGUCAGCGCUCGCAGCGCGGAAGAAGGCGGAGGAGGCCUCCGAGACCGAGAUGUUCCGCGCGGUCCAGCUGGAGCAGACGAGCAUGGAGUCCAUGCAGAGGAAGGAGGAGGAGCUGCAGAGGAAGCUGGAGAGCAUGCGGAGCCAGCAGGAGUCAGAUGCUGCGCGCGCUGCGGUCCACAGUGGAGCAGCUCGAGAAGGCUAGUGAAUGCUCAUAAGGUGGAGGUCCUCAACACAGAGGUUGCUCGCCUGAAAGAAUUGCUUGACACUGAGCUGGAGAGCAAAGAGAGGGAAGGCGCUGAGCAAAUCAUGAGGCUUGGGGCAGAGGUCUCUACACUGAAGAUUGAGCUCCAGAAGGCAAAGGAUGCUGAAGAGAAGGUAGCUGAAUUGGGGGAUGUGAUUGAAGCGCUGAGAGUUGAUGCUGCCAAUGCUAUGAAGGCCAGAGCAGAGGCAGAGGGGCUAGCUGAUGAAUGGAAGCAAAAGGCUGAAAUUCUGGAAAUUAAAUUGGAGGCAGCCAACCAGUCUUACAUGUUGAAGGUUGAUUCCUUGAACUCGGUGAUGAAAGAAUUGGAUGCAGCAAGCACCUUGCUUUCGGAGAAAGAGUCUGAACUUUCUGACCUUCAGAACAAGUUGCAGGCUUUGGACGAAGAGGGAGAGAUCAAUGAGCUUCAGUCAAAGCUCCAAGCACUGGAAGAAGAGAAGAUGGAUGCUAUUAACAAUGAGAAUAAUGCAAGUUCACAAAUUGAAUCAAUAUGUGAAGAGAAGGAGAGGCUGGCUAAGGAACUAGAAACUAGCAAAGGUGAGUAUGAGAAAGUUAAGAAGGCUAUGGAAGAUCUAGCCUCAGCAUUGCAUGAAAUGUCUGGUGAGGCAAGAGAGGCACGGGAGAGGUACCUGAACAAACAAGAAGAGAUUGAGCGUGCCAAGGCACAAAUAGAGGAGCUCAACAUGAAUCUCAAGAACACCCAGGAGAACUAUGAAGUGAUGCUUGAUGAAGCAAACUACGAGAGAGUCUGCUUGAAGAAGACGGUGGAGCGAAUGGAGGCAGAAGCGAAGAAUACAUCUGAGGAGUGGCAAUCCAAAGAGGUCAGCUUUGUGAGCUCCAUCAAAAAGUCAGAAGAAGAAAUUGGUACAAUGAGAGUUGAGAUGGAUAAGGCGGUAGAGAAGGUGCAAGAAUGCGAAAAUAGAAAUGCUUUGCUGGAGGAGAAGCUGAAGGAGCUGGAAGCUCAGGUAGAGGAAGCGAACAGAGCCAAGGAUGAAGCCAAAGCUGAAGCUUUGAGCUGGAAAGAAAAGCUGCUAGACAAAGAGAAUGAAUUGCAGAACAUAAAACAGGAGAAUGAUGACCUACAGGUCAAAGAGUCGAAUGCUUCAGAGAAGCUGAAGGAGCUAUCUUCCAUGCUUGGCAAUGGUAAAGUGCUAAAUGGAACAGGUCCAAAAGAUGAGAAUGACAAGGGAAAUACGAAGGAUGAUGAUCCUGUAGUGAUCGCUACAAAGAUGUGGGAGAACAGCAAGGUCACUGACUAUGAUCUAUCUACAGAGAAGGAGAAAGACGGUGAAUCAGAAUUUGAUCUGGAGUCCAACAAGGGAGACGCUGCCUCAGACGGCCACAGGUUGUCCAUAGACAACAGGGUGAACAACAACACGAAGCUGGCAAUCAAGCAGCAGCAACCGAAGAAGCCUUUGAUGAAGAAAUUUGGUGGUUUGUUGAAGAAGAAAAGCCAACAUUAG
Messenger RNA from Miscanthus lutarioriparius, 2133 nucleotides. Lineage: Eukaryota; Viridiplantae; Streptophyta; Magnoliopsida; Poales; Poaceae. The record is from the annotation of a GenBank genome assembly.